AUGGGAUUCAUGGCAGGGUCUUUCACGGCAUUGCUGCACGUGGUGUCCGCGCCAGGAUUGGCGUACAUCUGUCUUGGUGGUUUUGUAGUCUUGUUCUCGAUGGUAUCCCUCCUGGUAAAAGAGAAGUUUUAUAUCAACGAAGUCGUCCUCGGAACUGCCUUUGGGAUCAUCAUAGGCCCACACGUCGCCAACGUAUUCACACCCCGCACAUGGGGUCCCUUGCAAAAUACCAUAACAUUGGAGGUAAUGCGCAUCGUCCUCGCCACCGGCUUGUUCGCGGUCGGUGUCGAAUUACCAGGUGCAUAUAUGAAAGAACAUGCAAAGAGCUUGCUCAUAAUGGUUGUGCCCACCAUGGCCUUUGGCUGGGUCGUUGUCGCCGGCAUCAUACAAGCGCUGUUUCCGGAGCUCAAUUAUGUCUCAUCUCUUUGCAUUGCUGCUUGUUUGACCCCUACGGACCCAGUCACAUGUGCUGCCAUAACUCGUGGUAAAUUUGCUACUAAACAUGUCCCUGUGAAUAUUCGUCAGAUAUUAUCUGCGGAAUCCGCAGCGAAUGAUGGUCUUGCGUACCCGUUCCUUGCGAUAUCCAUUUACCUCACCGUAGAGACAUCCGUUCGAACUGCUCUCGGCAAGUGGUUCUUGGUGGGAUGGCUAUACCAGGUCAUACUUGGCACUGUUUUAGGUGCCGUUCUAGGCCUUCUAUUCUCGAAGCUCAUGAAGAUAUCCCACAAGAGGGGCUUUAUUGAUCGUGAAUCAUAUGUGGCACAGUAUUUGGCUCUCGCCAUCUUCACUAUGGGAAUCGCGAGCACCAUUGGUGCUGAUGAUCUUCUUGCAGCAUUCGCGGCAGGUUCUGCAAUUUCUUGGGACGGUCACUUCAAUGUACAGACAGAAGAUGAUGUAUUCUCUUCUGUGAUAGACUACGUCUUGAACUGUGGCUGUUUUAUCUACAUCGGUGCUUGGCUACCUUUUGACGCCUACAAUUCUGCUGAAUAUGGCAUCACCCCUUGGAAGCUCGUUCUCCUUAUGAUCACUAUUUUGGUUCUGAGGCGAAUUCCACCCUUAUUGGCACUCUACAAGUUUGUCCCAGAGAUUACUUCCUGGAAGGAAGCGUUGUUCUCUGGCCAUUUUGUCAGCGCGGUUUUCGUGUCUGCCUUAGCUCUUACGCGUUUGCCAACUCCGGAAGACCCGCCUGCAAAUCAAGCCCAGUAUCUCGCAGCAGUUAUCCAGCCUAUUGUUUCCUUUAUCGUCCUCGGUUCUAUCAUCGUUCAUGGCUUAUCUAUUCCAUUCUUCAACAUGGGUCGUGGCGUACACUCUCAUACGGUCUCGUUAACCAUGACGUGGACCAGCCGUAAUCGUGCUACGGUCCCGGAUUGGGUCCUUUGGGCCCGCCGUGCUCCGGAUGUUGUGGAGUCAGCUGUGGAUGAAGACGUAGAGCGAGGUUCCACCAGGACUCCUAAAGACACCAAUGAAUCUGCUGUAAAUAUUCCGGACACCGGUCCCCCGGAUGUCCUAACCUUCGAGGAUGUUCAUGGGGAUGUCGUGUCAGUCAUGACUAGACGUCAUAGUCGUGUUAUAGAUGACUCUUCUCCAGAACUGGUGCAUGUUGAGGCUAUCGACAACCACACUGGACCAGGGAAUUUGGGUAAUGGCGCUUCGGAUGAUAAUCAGAUUAAGAAUGUGCGCUUCCCGACUGCUCAAUAA
Messenger RNA from Suillus plorans, 1698 nucleotides. Its product is annotated as Sodium/hydrogen exchanger family-domain-containing protein. The coding region runs from base 1 to 1698 and encodes 565 amino acids. Lineage: Eukaryota; Fungi; Basidiomycota; Agaricomycetes; Boletales; Suillaceae. The transcript is spliced from 12 exons. Gene Ontology annotation, biological process: intracellular potassium ion homeostasis; sodium ion export across plasma membrane; regulation of membrane potential. The record is from RefSeq and is a predicted model, not a curated record. Gene Ontology annotation, molecular function: sodium:proton antiporter activity. Gene Ontology annotation, cellular component: plasma membrane.